AUGCUAAACUUCUCCAGUCUUCGACUACGCGAUGUUGCGAUGUUGUUGGUUAACGAGUAUGAGAUUGUUCACACUGAAUUUCUCCUUGUCGUUCAGAAAACAUGGGACAGUCAUGUGGGAUCAUCUCUGCCCAACGAUGCAAUCAGUUACGCAAUAGAACGCGGACAACUCUGUCGUCGUUCAACGUCAGCAGCUCAACAAACACAACUCAAACAAGCACCAGAAGCUGUUAUACUGGGCCAGGGUCAAGUGUGA
Messenger RNA from Necator americanus (New World hookworm), 255 nucleotides. RefSeq lists its product as uncharacterized. NCBI's taxonomy places the organism in Eukaryota, Metazoa, Nematoda, Chromadorea, Rhabditida, Ancylostomatidae. The transcript has a single exon. The record is from RefSeq and is a predicted model, not a curated record. Bases 1 to 255 code for a protein of 84 amino acids.